Molecule: messenger RNA, 1591 nt
Organism: Onychomys torridus (southern grasshopper mouse)
Lineage: Eukaryota; Metazoa; Chordata; Mammalia; Rodentia; Cricetidae
Gene: Crlf3
Product: cytokine receptor like factor 3
Exons: 8
Coding region: 58-1383 (441 amino acids)
Molecular function (GO): protein binding
Source: RefSeq, a predicted model, not a curated record
GCGGGGCCGCUUGCCGGAGCCCGGCACAGUCGGGAACCCGGCGGGACGCGCGGCCGGAUGAGGGGCGCGAUGGAGCCGGAGCCGGAGGUGCUGCUGCAAGAAGCCCGCGAGAACGUGGAGGCGGCGCAGAGCUACCGGCGGGAGCUGGGCCAGCGGCUCCAGGGGCUGCGGGAGGCGCAGAGGCAGAUAAAGGAGAGUGCUUCGCAGACAAGAGAUGUCCUCAAACAACAUUUCAGUGAUUUAAAAGGAACCCUUGGAAAGCUGUUGGAUGAGCGAUUGGUGACUCUUUUGCAAGAGGUGGAUACUAUUGAGCAGGAGACCAUCAAACCGUUAGAUGACUGUCAGAAGCUCAUAGAGCAUGGAGUUAACACCGCAGAUGACCUGGUCCGAGAAGGUGAGAUCGCCAUUCUUGGUGGUAUAGAAGAACAGAAUGAUAAAUUGUGGAACUUUACCAAAAAGGCUGCACACAUUCAGUUGGACAGCUUACCAGAAGUGCCUUUGCUAGUUGAUGUGCCCUGUUUGUCGGCUCAGCUGGAUGAUUCCAUUCUCAACAUAGUGAAAGACCACAUUUUUAAGCAUGGAACAGUAGCUUCCCGCCCACCUGUGCAAAUUGAAGAAUUAAUAGAGAAACCUGGAGGCAUCAUAGUGCGAUGGUGUAAGGUGGAUGACGACUUUACAGCCCAAGAUUACAGGCUCCAGUUCCGUAAAUGUCCUGCAAAUCAUUUUGAAGACGUGUAUGUAGGUUGUGAAACUGAAUUCAUAGUGUUGCACAUAGACCCCAAUGUUGAUUAUCAAUUCAGAGUCUGCGCCCGAGGAGACGGCCGGCAGGAGUGGAGUCCUUGGAGUGUUCCCCAGACGGGUCACUCCACACUGGUGCCUCAUGAGUGGACACCCGGCUUUGAAGGGUACAGUCUGAGUAGUCGGAGGAAUAUAGCCCUGCGGAAUGAUGCUGAGUGCUCGGGCGUCCUCUACUCCAGCGCUCCAACCUACUUCUGUGGACAGACGCUAACCUUCAGAGUUGAGACUGUGGGACAGCCCGACAGAAGAGACAGCAUAGGAGUGUGUGCAGAAAAGCAGAAUGGUUACGACUCUCUGCAGCGGGAUCAAGCUGUGUGCAUCAGCACAAAUGGUGCGGUUUUUGUCAAUGGAAAAGAAAUGACUAAUCAGUUGCCUGCAGUUACCUCUGGAUCCACCGUCACAUUUGACAUUGAAGCUGUGACUCUCGGAACUGCUAACAGUGAAGGCGGAAACGUCAAGCUCCGAGUGACCAUCAGCUCCAGUAACAGGGAGGUGGUGUUUGACUGGCUGCUUGACCAGGCCUGUGGCUCUCUGUACUUCGGAUGCUCCUUUUUCUACCCGGGGUGGAAGGUGCUGGUGUUCUAGCAUCAGGAGGGUGCGGCUUUGGUGUGAGGGUUUGCCGUUUCUGUCCUCAGCCUAGUUUAGCUGUGUCUGACUUUAAAAAGGUGAACUUACCUCUGGGACCACCAGAAAUAGAGAGUGAGGCUGGAUGUGCAUUGUAAUAUUUCAGUAAGCGGCCUGUGGUGGUAGUGCAGGCCUUUAAUAGCAGCAUGGGGAGGCAGAGGCAGGUGGA